Vigna radiata var. radiata (mung bean) is the source of this 2017-nucleotide messenger RNA. RefSeq names its product pectinesterase. Gene Ontology annotation, biological process: cell wall modification. Bases 194 to 1885 code for a protein of 563 amino acids. Gene Ontology annotation, molecular function: pectinesterase activity; pectinesterase inhibitor activity. The transcript is spliced from 2 exons. The record is from RefSeq and is a predicted model, not a curated record. NCBI's taxonomy places the organism in Eukaryota, Viridiplantae, Streptophyta, Magnoliopsida, Fabales, Fabaceae.
UUGUUGUUGACAUUUUUUAUUCGUGUGGUGCCUUCAUUCUAAUCUCGGAUUCCGAUUUACGACCAACAAUUUUAUAAGAUCAAGUUGAUCUUCGUCUUGGCCUAUAUAUAACAGCCCCCAACAGCAUGAAUUUCAUUCCGACACAUUCUUAUACCUACAAGCUUUUCUCAAGUUUUCUUCUUUCAAAAGCCCAAUGGCUUUUAAGAACUUGUCCCUUCUUACUCUCUGUGUUUCUCUUGUGUUAUCCUCCUUGUCACCGAUUUCCAUAGCUUCUAAUAAUAAACGUGAUGUUGUUCCACCAGAAACCUUGUGCAGAUCUACCCUAUAUCCUUCCUACUGCAAAACCCUGCUUGCUAAUCAAAACGGCACAAUCUUUGACUAUGGUCGAAUUUCUGUCCGAAAGUCCUUGUCCCAGUCCCGCAAAUUCUUAAACCUCGUAAACUCAUUCCUCCAAGACAGAUCCUCUUUGUUGUCUCUUCCCACAACUCGCGCCCUUGAAGACUGUCAGUUCCUCGCUGAACAAAACUUCGAAUACUUAUCAAACGCACUCGACAAUGUUGAUAAAGUCAGCGAUGAUCUUCCCACCACUGAAGGUGAAGACCAGCAAACCAUGCUUAGUGCUGCUUUGACAAACCAAGAAACUUGUUUAGAAGGUUUACAGACCACAGCUUCCGAUGAAAGAGUGAAGAGUGAACUUCUCUCAUCACUCUCUGAUGACACGAAGCUUCACAGUGUUUCCCUUGAUUUGUUCAUCAAGGGUUGGGUGCCUGAGAAGAAAAUCUCAACAUCAUGGCAACCCAAUGGAAGACACUUGGGUUUCCGCAACGGUCGUUUACCAUUGAGGAUGUCUAACCGUGUACGUGCCAUCUAUGAUUCUGCUCGAGGUCACGGAAGAAAACUGCUUCAAGAUAGCAGCAACAGUGUACUGGUCAAUGAUAUUGUGGUUGUUAGUCAGGACGGAAGCGGGAACUUCACUACCAUCAACGAUGCUAUAGCAGCUGCGCCAAAUAACUCUGCUGCUAGUGAUGGUUACUUUUUAAUUUUUGUCACUGGAGGUGUGUACCAAGAGUAUGUAUCCAUAGCCAAAAACAAAAAGUACUUGAUGAUGGUUGGAGAUGGGAUCAAUCAAACGAUUAUCACCGGUGAUCACAACGUUGUCGAUAACUUCACAACAUUCAACUCAGCAACAUUUGCUGUGGUAGCACAAGGGUUUGUAGCUGUUAACAUAACAUUCCGAAACACUGCUGGGCCAAGCAAGCACCAAGCGGUUGCAGUGAGAAACGGAGCUGAUUUGUCAACUUUUUACAGCUGCAGCUUUGAGGGGUAUCAAGACACCUUGUACACGCAUUCCCUUAGACAGUUUUACCGGGAAUGUGACAUCUACGGUACCGUUGACUUCAUAUUUGGAAAUGCUGCUGUUGUUUUCCAAACAUGUAACAUGUAUCCACGCCUUCCCUUGAGUGGGCAAUUCAAUGCCAUCACUGCCCAAGGCAGAACAGACCCAAAUCAAAACACAGGCACUUCCAUUCAGAACGCAACUAUAAAAGCUGCUGCUGAUUUGGCUCCUGUAGUUGGUAGCGUGAAUACAUAUCUUGGGAGACCAUGGAAAGAGUACUCAAGAACAGUUUAUAUGCAGUCUUUCAUGGAUAGUUUGAUAAAUCCUGCUGGGUGGCAUGAAUGGAGUGGAGAUUUUGCCCUAACCACCUUAUACUAUGCAGAGUACAAUAACACAGGACCUGGUUCAAGCACCCAAAACCGUGUAACGUGGUCUGGUUACCAUGUUAUCAAUGUUACUGAUGCGGUUAACUUUACUGUGUCUAACUUCUUGGACGGGGAUAGUUGGCUUCCUGCAACUGGCGUUCCAUAUACGAGUGGAUUGAUAUAAUCAAACAUUCAAGUUGCGAGCUAGUUACGUGUAAUAAGAGCAAAGUUGCUUAACACUUUUUGUAUGUCCAUGCUAUUGUUUCUCUGUUGUAUUUAUAAAUAAGUAAAAUGUUGUUAUUUACGCAAAUUAAUA